GUAUAUAUCUCUAUAAAAACCGCCCGAUUUCCUAUUUUCAUUCUCAACUAAACCUCCCUCUUAUCAUAAAUCUUCAAUAUGUCAGAUUCUCAUUCUCAUUCUCACUCACACACCCAUGGGAACAGCUCACACACACAUUCCCACGACGUAACAGAAGACAACCGCUCACACUGGAAGUAGGUCACAUAUAAAACAAGAAUACCAUUCAACUCACCCAUCAUACACACCAAUACCAAACCUCUCCUCAAAGAACGAGAAUCAUCAAGCUAACCAAAUCCCUAGCGAAAACGCCUCAACAUACAAUACCAAGUUCUCCACAACAAUCACCCAAAUCAUCGCCGAAAUCCAAGCAAGGACAGCCUGGAUAGGCGUUGACUGGAUCGAAGACACCUCCGAUUCAGAGAAAGAAGAGACCACCACCUCCCCAUCUACAACUCCCCAACGAACCGUUCGCUUACUAGACUACGCCUGUGGCACCGGUCUCGUCUCACGCGUAAGAUACACCUCCCUCAUCCCACCAUCUCCUCACCCCAUAAGACGAAUCAACUAACAACAAACCCAGGCCCUAGCCCCCCACAUAACCCAAUCCAUCGGCCUCGACAUCUCCCCAGGAAUGGUCUCCGAAUACAACACCCUCUUCUCCAACCAAGGCAUCCCCCCCUCCGAAAUGUGCGCAAAAGUGGGGAACCUCCUCGACGCCUCCGACCCCUCACCUGUCUCCCUCUCCGGACCCUCAUUCUUCAACUUCGACAUCGUCGCCGUAGGUCUGGGUUUCCACCACUUCGAAGACCCGUUUUUCGCCGCGAAGCAACUCGUUGCGAGGCUGAAGGUGGGUGGUGUGUUGAUGGUUAUUGAUUUCUUGCCGCAUGAGCAUGUACAUGGGCAUACUCAUGCGGCGUCGAAGACGGUUGUGCACCAUGGGUUUGAGAUGGAGGAGGUGAGGAGGAUGUUUGGGGAUGUGGGGGCGGGUGGGGGGUUUGAUUUGCAGGUUUUGGGGAGGGGCGUUGUUUUUAAGGGGGCGAGGGAGGGAGGGGAGGAGAUGAGGAGGAGUGUUUUUAUGGCUAGGGGGACGAAGGUUUAG
Messenger RNA from Hymenoscyphus albidus, 1081 nucleotides. Lineage: Eukaryota; Fungi; Ascomycota; Leotiomycetes; Helotiales; Helotiaceae. The record is from the annotation of a GenBank genome assembly.